GAGAAGUUGGAGCCAGUGUUUUCAUGUGCUGUGCUGCGAGUGCUGCUGCGGGGAACUGUGAGGGGGUCAUGGGCGAGCUGGGAACCAGGAACAUGAAUACAGUGACCUAUAACGAUGUGCAUGUUGACUUCACUUGGGAAGAGUGGACUUUGCUGGAUCCUUCCCAGAAGAAUCUCUACAAAGAUGUGAUGCUGGAGACCUACAGGAACCUCACUACCAUAGGCAUGAAAGACGACAAACUGGAGAGAAACCUUCUAUAUGUACCCAAUGUGUUAACCUUUACAUAUGGCAGUAAUCUUCAAAGCCAUGAAAGAACACACAUUGAAGAGAAACCAUAUGAAUGUAAUCACUGUGGUAAAGCCUUUGCUCAUCAUAGUGUUCUUCAAAGGCAUACAAGAACACAUACUGGAGAGAAACCCUUUGAAUGUAAUCAAUGUGGUAAAGCCUUUGCUUAUCACUAUGGUCUUCAAAUACAUACCAGAACACAUACUGGAGAGAAACCCUAUGCAUGUAAUCAAUGUGCUAAAGCCUUUGUACAACAUAUUCAUCUCCAAAUACAUAAAAGAACACAUACUGGAGAAAAACCCUAUGAAUGUAAUCAAUGUGGUAAAACCUUUGCUCAUCCCAAUACUCUUCAAAGGCAUACAAGAACACAUACUGGAGAGAAACCAUAUGAAUGUAAUCAAUGCGAUAAAACCUUUGCAGGUCAUAAUGAACUUCAAAAGCAUAAAAGAACACACACUGGAGAGAAACCCUAUGAAUGUAAUCAGUGUGCUAAAGCUUUUACACGUCACGCUCAUCUCCGAAUACAUAAAAGAACACAUACUGGAGAGAAACCCUAUGAAUGUAAUCAAUGUGGUAAAGCCUUUGCCCUUCACAGCCAUCUCCAAAGCCAUGAAAGAACACAUACUGGAGAGAAACCAUAUGAAUGUAAUCAAUGUGGUAAAGCUUUUACACGACACUUUAAUCUUCAAAAGCAUAGAAGAACACAUAUUGGAGAGAAGCCCUAUGGAUGUAAUCAGUGUGGUAAAACCUUUGUUUGUAUCAGUAGUCUUCGAAAUCAUGAGAAAAAAACAUACUGUAGCGAAACCAAAUAAAUUUAAUCAAUGUGGUAAAGUUUUGCAUGUCAUACUG
Molecule: messenger RNA, 1134 nt
Organism: Phodopus roborovskii (desert hamster)
Lineage: Eukaryota; Metazoa; Chordata; Mammalia; Rodentia; Cricetidae
Product: zinc finger protein 120-like
Biological process (GO): regulation of cytokine production; regulation of immune system process; negative regulation of transcription by RNA polymerase II
Source: RefSeq, a predicted model, not a curated record